This is a messenger RNA of Rosa rugosa (rugosa rose), 1173 nucleotides long. RefSeq lists its product as uncharacterized. The transcript has a single exon. The coding region runs from base 1 to 1173 and encodes 390 amino acids. The record is from RefSeq and is a predicted model, not a curated record. Lineage: Eukaryota; Viridiplantae; Streptophyta; Magnoliopsida; Rosales; Rosaceae.
AUGUUUGGUAGCUGCUACGAAGGCCUCAACCGAGACAAGAAGAAACUCACCCAGGACCCCAAGCCCCUGAUCAGCUUUGCAGGAGAAAUCACACAGCCUUUGGGAUCCGACAAUUUGCGGAUCACCCUCGGUGGAGGCAGCACUAUCGCCACUAUGACAACACAUUUUAUCGUGGUCGACUGCCCCUCCUCUUACAACGUCAUCCUAGGGCGAGAUGCCAUUUGGGGACUCCAAUGCUUUAUGGUUGGACACAUGCUAAUGAUGAAGAUACCCACCCCAAGCGGCAUCCUCACCGUUCGAGGAGAUCAGGAGAUAGCAAGACAGUGCAAAUCUUUGGCUAUCGCGAGGGGCCAUGGCAGGCGAGAGGUACUCCUAACCAUAGACCUACCCUCCCCAUUUGACAAGCCUGACGACCCAAGGGAAGAUCCAGAGGCCUCAGAUGCUUCCGACACACGCAGCAAAAAGAAGGAAGAUAGGCGCAAACUUAAGCACCCGAGGCCAGAUGCUCUGGAAGAUCUAAUAUCGAUCUCCAUAUCCGAUACACACCCAGAGAGAAAAGUCAAGAUCGGGUCCAAAACAAAUCCACAAUUCCAAGCAGAGUUAAUCGCCUUCCUCAAGACCCGACAGGAGGUGUUUGCAUGGUCGUACGCCGAUAUGCCAUGGAUAUCACCGGAACUGCUGACCCAGAAACUCACCAUUUCACCAGAUGUUCCCCCAAUCAGACAGAAAAGAAGGGCCUUCACGAAAGAAAAGUACAAAGCCAUCCAAGCUGAAGUCAAGAAACUCCAAGAUAUCGGGUUUGUCAGGGAAGUAUCCUACCCAACAUGGCUCUCUAAUGUUGUGAUGGUAAAGAAGCCCAACGGCAAAUGGUGCAUGUGUGUCGAUUACACCAACCUGAACAAGGCUUGCCCAAAGGAUAGUUUUCCCCUGCCACGAAUUGACCAGCUAGUUGACUCCACCGCAGGCCACAAGCUCCUUAGCUUCAUAGACGCCUUCUCGGGUUACAAUCAAAUCGCCAUGGAACCUUCCGAUCAAGAGCACACUUCUUUCACCACCGACAAGGGUUUAUAUUGUUACAAAGUAAUGUUAUUUGGUCUAAAGAACGCCGGGGCCACAUACCAGAGGCUAGUCAACGCCAUGUUCGCAGACCAUAUCUGUGACGAUCUCACUUAA